CUCCAGACCACUUCCAGCCGGAGGAAGCAGUGAGUCUGUCCCCCUCUCUGCACCGGGCUGUGGGUCCUGUCUGUCCGCUGCUGAGCUGAGACUCUUCAGCAUCAUGGAGCUCCGCUACUCCCUCGUGUUUCUGAGCUUUAUUCUGCCUCUGUGCACAGCGGGCAGCCCCUGGGUUCUGGAGCCGUAUGAUAUCCUCUUCGACACGGCCGUGGACGCCUACAACAAGGGGGACUGGCUGACGGUCAUCCUGAACAUGGAGAAGGCGAUCAGGAACAAGGCUAUGGUCCGCAACGUGAAGGCUCAGUGCCGCCUCAGCUGCGCCAACAACACCGCGUUCGGCGAGCCUGUGGCCGGCCUGGGAGUCCCCGUGCCCGGGGCCGGGUCUGUGGACGACCUGGGCUUCUUCCAGAAGAUCCUGAAGCGGGCGGACUGCGUGAACUCCUGCGAGACGGAGAAGCUCGGCUCACGCACUUUUCACCUCGUCAGUGAAGAAGUGAAGCUGGAGUUUAAGAAGAGGACUCCCUACAAUUACCUCCAAGUCGCUUAUUUCAAGAUCAAUAAGCUGGACAAGGCAGUAGCAGCAGCCCACACCUUCUUCCUGGCCAACCCGGACCACAUGGAGAUGAGACAGAACCUGGAGUACUACAGGAUGAUGGCAGGAGUACAGCAGGAGGACUUCAAAGAUCUGGAGGCCAGACCAUACAUGGCCUAUUUCCUGGAUGGGAAGAGUUACUACAGCCACGACUCUUUUGGUCUGGCGGCUGAAAACUUCGAAGCGGGCCUGGCCGAGUACUUCACAGCCGAUAAGGAGUGCAGAGCUCUGUGCGAAGGAGCCUACAACUACGACGGAUACAACUACAUGGAGUACAGCGCCGACCUGUUCCAGACCUUGACGGACCACUACAUGCAGGUACUGAGCUGUAAGCAGCACUGCUCGGUGGAGCUGGCCUCUACAGCCGGCAGGGACAAGCCCUUUGAGGACUUCCUCGCCUCUCAAUUCAACUACCUGCAGUUCUCCUACUACAACAGUGAGAAGUACGAGAAGGCCAUAGAGUGUGCCAGGACCUUCCUGUUGUUCUACCCCAACGAUGUGGUGAUGAACCAGAACCUGGCGUAUUACUCUGUCGUGGUGGGCGAGGACAAGGCAGUAACCAUAACAGCCAGACAGGUGGUGAAACAGUACAUUCAGAAUUCCUUACUGGAGAAAGAGCUGCUCUACUUUGGAUAUGAAGCAUUUGGGAUCACCUUUGUAGAUCCAGACUCAUGGACACCUGAAGAAGUCAUGCCUAAGAAACUGAGAGACAAGCAAAAGGCUGACAAGGAGACGGCGGCGAGGAUCACAGAGGAAAUAGGAAACCUGAUGAAGGAGAUUGAGACUAUGGUGGAGGAGAAGAAGAAGGAUUCUUCAGAUAUGAACAAGAUUAUCGUGCCGGAGGAAGAUGGCGCUCUGUUGUCAGAUGGCAUCAAGUUAACCAUGACGUCCCAGCAGCUGAACGGCACACAGCGGGUGCUUCUGGAUGGAGUGAUCAGUGACGAGGAGUGCAGGGAGCUGCAGCGCCUUUCCAACGCUGCUGCUAUGAAAGGUGAUGGCUACAGGGGGAGCACCUCCCCCCACUCCCCCAGUGAGAUGUUUCAGGGAGUCACCGUCCUGAACGCUGUCAAGCUCGGACAGGAGGGGAAGGUUCCUCUGAAGAGUGCUCGUCUCUUCUUCGACCUCAGUGAGAGGGUGAGGAAGGUGUUGGAGUCGUACUUCCAACUUGACACUCCGCUCUACUUCGCCUAUUCCCACUUGGUCUGUCGCUCUGCCAUUGACGAGAAGCAGAAGGAGCGUGAGGACCUGAGUCACCCUGUUCAUGCGGACAACUGUCUGCUGGUGUCUGAGCACAACGAGUGUAUAAAGGAGCCUCCUGCAUACACACACAGAGACUACAGUGCCAUUCUUUAUUUAAACCAUGACUUUGAAGGAGGAGACUUCAUUUUCACUGAGCUGGAUGCCAAAACUGUCACGGCUGAGGUGCGCCCGCAGUGUGGACGUGUGGUCGGGUUCGGUGCAGGGAAAGAAAACCCCCACGGAGUCAAAGCUGUCACGCAGGGUCAGAGGUGUGCUGUGGCGCUGUGGUUCACCCUGGAUCCUGCUCACGAGGAAAAGGAGAGAAUCCAAGCUCAGGAUUUGCUGAAGAUGUUUUCCACACCUCUGAAUACCGAGUUCAGCAAGAAGGAAGCGACAGAGAGCUCAGAGCCCCAACCAGCAACACCAGAGCCUCCUCCUGCACAGGCUGCCCAGGAGACAGCAGAUGGAAAACAAGACGACAAACCAGCCGAGCAGAAGGUGGAGGCGCAGGCCGAGAAACCAGCCGAGCAGAAGGUGGAGGCGCAGGCCGACAAACCAGCCGAGCAGAAGGUGGAGGCGCAGGCCGACAAACCAGCCGAGCAGAAGGUGGAGGCGCAGGCCGACAAACUAGCCGAGCAGAAGGUGGAGGCGCAGGCCGACAAACUAGCCGAGCAGAAGGUGGAGGUGCAGGCCGACAAACCAGCCGAGCAGAAGGUGGAGGCGCAGGCCGACAAACCAGCCGACACGCCGAAGGACAAAUCAGAGACGAAACCAGUCAGCCAAACGACAACAGGUGCUAAAGCUAAAGCUGCUCCGAAAGCAAAGGCCAAAGCUGGAGAGCAGGUGAAGGACAAGAAGACAGUCAAAGGCAAAGCUGCAGCCAAGGCAGAUGGAAAACAGACGGUUAAAACACAAACCAAGCAGUCCGACAAAAAAGACACAAAACCAGCUGCAAAAAAGACGGUAAAAGUUGUCGCCAAGAAGGACUCCAAAAAAGCUAAAGCUCCUGGCACGUCAGCCUCGGACUCUCAGAACGACAGGGAAGAGCUGUGAUGUAACAGCACCUGUGACUGUUAAUGUGUUGUUGUGUUUAAGGUCUUCUCUGUGGGUUUUACUAAAAUGUUACUUGCCUUUAAAUUAACUGUUGCGGUGCUGUUCCACUGCAGAUGUCACUCGAAUCAUUACUUGAGUAUUUUUUAAAUUCUUGCUGACAAUCUUCAAAAGUGCCCAAAUUACUGUGACCAUCUUUGUUUGUCAUCCGAAGCUUUGUAUCUGUACAGAUGGGACGUGUUUUCAUCUCAGUGUUCUACCUGAAUUCUCUUUAUUUUCUUUUAUUUGUGACGUCGUGUUGUGAAACCAACCACAGCUGAGUUAAACAGGGAGAGGUUAAUAUGAGCAGAGCUGUUCUGCCGAGGAAACCCAAAUCAACUGUGUGAAUCAAACAAAAUAAAAGUGACGUUUCUAAA
Molecule: messenger RNA, 3297 nt
Organism: Hippoglossus stenolepis (Pacific halibut)
Lineage: Eukaryota; Metazoa; Chordata; Actinopteri; Pleuronectiformes; Pleuronectidae
Gene: p3h1
Product: prolyl 3-hydroxylase 1
Exons: 15
Coding region: 104-2884 (926 amino acids)
Biological process (GO): collagen metabolic process
Cellular component (GO): endoplasmic reticulum
Molecular function (GO): L-ascorbic acid binding; iron ion binding; protein binding
Source: RefSeq, a predicted model, not a curated record